Messenger RNA from Phoenix dactylifera (date palm), 4975 nucleotides. The record is from RefSeq and is a predicted model, not a curated record. Lineage: Eukaryota; Viridiplantae; Streptophyta; Magnoliopsida; Arecales; Arecaceae.
UCCUCUUCCCAAAAUACCCCUAUACCAUCCUUGCUUUAUGGCGGCCGCGUGCCGUCACUAACAAAGGCGUCGUUACGGGUGGCGGAAGAGCUUUUUUGGGCUCCUUUUUGACUCUUGGUGGAUUGCUUAGAUCAUUGGUUCUCUGUCCCUUUCUUAGCCUCUCGCCCAGAGGAAAAAAUGGAGAAAGUUUUGGUUUAGUGGGAAUUUCCCUUUCUUAGCCUCUCGCCCAGAGGAAAAAAUGGAGAAAGAUUCGGUUUAGUGGGAAUUUUCUGCGAGCCCGAUGGGUUGUUUGAAUGCUAAGAGUUUUUAAGCUGGGAUUCAGUUGAGUUCAGGGGUGGGAGAUGAUGAAGGAGAUUAUUUGGAUCUUUUUCCUUGGUCAAAAACAGCUUCAAAGCUGAUGGCUUUAAGAAGUUUUUCAUGCCCAUGAUGCUUGUAAUUAGUUCCCUUUUUUUUCUUCUAGAGUUAUAUCUUCAAUAAUCGGUCAUUGUAUAUUGGAAUCCGAAAGCAGAGCAGUAGUUCUCUGAAUUCUGAGUUUUUAAUGGUGAUUGAUGGCAUAUGUGGCUUGAAAUGGACUGAAAAAUGAAGAAAAAUAGAGGAGCUUCUACUGUUGUUUGGAAUCGAAUUUCAUGUAUAAAAGUAAUAUAUGGGGCCUUCAUUUUAUCUUGAGUGUAAAAGAUCUUGCUUUCGUUAUCAUUGGUUCUCUUCGUUGAAGGCUCCAAUUUGGAAUUUUUGAUUCAGAGGAGAGUGGAAUCAGGAUUUGGAUUCUAUACCUUUGGGACCAUGGGCAGAGGAGGUUUGGUUUGAGGCCAUUGCUUUUGCUUUGGAAAGGUGGGUGCCCCUACUGAAAGCUUUGCUUGGGCUGCGUUGGCUUUUAUUUGAUUAAAGGAAGGGGGAAGUUAUGUGGAGUUGGGUCUACGGUGGAAGAAAAGUUUCGAUUCCUUUCCCCAUCAGAGAACAAAAAUCAUCUCGGAUUCCAUAACUUUAGCUUUGAGAAGGGAGAAAGGCCUUGAAAUUGGAAGUUGAUUCUUUGUUAUCCUUCUCUUCCAGACUUGCUAUUGGAACAGUUCUUCCUUGCCAUUCUGAAUGGCCUUCAUAGUCUCGGCUUCCGAUCUUGUUUGAUGCUUCCAUAUUUUUUGGAGUGACCUCUCAACAAAAGCAGGAGCUUAGGGCCCACUGAUCCAUUAUGGGAAAGAGAUCUUACAAGCGAGCUGCACGGUCUGAAAAGGACAAUGCAGGCUGUAUGUGGGGUUUGAUUAGCAUGUUUGAUUUCCGCCGGGGUCAUUCAAGUCAGAAGUUGCUUUCAAAUAGGAAACAUGGGAGUGGUAGACGUGUUGGUAUCAGAUAUUCAAGAAGUGAACUUGACAAUUCUGAGGAGAAACAAGAAAUUGAAGAUGAUUUUGACGAAGAAAAAGAAGGAAUGGUUAAUUUGGGUAUGCCUAGUGUCAAAGAACUCAUGGAGGAAGAAAUGUCUAAAGCACAUUCCCCGAAGAAGAUUCCGAGUGAUGAAGUCGAACAGAUGCUGUCUGACUUGGGACAUAAUGUCCAUCUUGAGAAAAAACAUAAAAAAAGAAGCAAGAAUCAGAAAGUAAACUCAUAUCUUCAUGUCCAUGAUUUGAAUGCUCCUGCAAGCUUGGAUUGUCAUAUAAACUCAAUGGAAGGAUCUCUCAAUUUUGACUUAGCUGCAUUUUUCACAGAAUUCUAUGGUUACAAUGAUGGAUGCCAAGAAAGGCAUGCAGAUUGUAAAAGAAUGAUUGAUUCAAGUCCUUCCUUAAAAGCUGUUGAUCUGGGGAAGCAUUAUCAUCAUGACGAACCUGAUUCCCAAAUUGAACAGAAGAAAUCUAUUCUUCAAAAGGCACUUGGUAGAGUAGCAGAGGCUAUUUUAAAUCAGAAGCUUGUUGAAGCAGAACAACUUACCGGCAACAGGGGAGCCCAGUCUGAAGAGUUCAUCAAUGCAGUAGAGAUACUGAAUUCGAACAAGGAAUUGUUAUUAAAGCUAAUUCAGGAUCCAAAUUCAGUUCUGUUAAAACAUAUUCAAGAUAUUCAGAAUGCUCAAAUUGGAAAAAAGUUUCAGCUGAAGUCUUGUCAAAACUUGGAAGAAAGUGAAUUGCUAGAAGAAGAGAUUGGCAGUUCAGUUCAAUGCGAAGAAUCUGCCAGUAAUAAACCUUUUCACAAACGAAACAGACAUAAGUUCUUUAGAAACAAGGAUCAGUCAACAGGGACAGGGCCACCGGAGGGAAAUGCGAGUUCCCAGGAUUUAAAUAGGAUAGUGGUUCUGAAGCCCAGUCCAGCCAGAAUUCAAAACCCCUCAAUCAUAAUCAGUCCAAGCUCUUCCCCACAAUCACAUCAUAGCUUGAAAUGUCAAAAAGAUGGUCAAAGAGUCGUUUCUCAUUUUUCUCUGAAAGAAAUUAAAAGAAAGUUGAGACGUCUCAUUGGUGAAAGCAAAAGGGAGCAUCAUUUGAUCUCCAUGGAUAGUGUUCUACACAAAAUUUCAUCUGGAUCUAAAUCUUCAGGUGAUACAGGUAAACAGAUUGCUGGGGAGAGUGAAGUCACAAGUUUGGCAAGUAAAACUUCCUGCAAUACUGAUAGUGGUUCCCAAUCCUCAGCCAUUUCCAAGAAAACAGACAAAAAGAUCAGGCCCAAGGAAUGCCAACUUAAUGUCAAGAGUGAUGUUACUUUUCGGGGGGUUGGAUCUUUCUUCUAUGAGGAGGCCAAGAAGCAUCUUGCUGAGAUGCUACAUACUGGAGAUCAAAUCAAUAAUUUGCCAAGCGAACAUGGCUCAAAAUCCAUAGGAAGGAUACUUUCUCUGCCAGAAUACAAUUUGUUAUCUCCUAGAGAUGGUCCUGCAAGUGAAAAGGAUCUUGACUUGUCACCUAAACAGACAAGAUUGUCCUCGUCACGACAGUUCAAACAAGAAGAUGCUGCCAGCCAUUUAAGCCCAUCGAGACAGAAUUCCAAAAGUACAGAAUGCAAUGCUAGCAAUCCAGUUGAUGAAACCCAAGUUCUUGAGUCAAAUCCAGAACUCAUUGAUACACAAACGCACGAGGAAAAUUGCAUAGGGGAAGCUUUAAACCCCAAAGAAACUGUGCUAGUAGCAGAUGCCAGCUUGGAAGGGUGUAACCAUAUGGAUGAACUUUCAGAAUCAUGUAGCACGGAACCCAUUGCUAUUGGUGAAAGACUUGAUGUUAGAGGACUGGAGCUGGGUUCCUUGUUAGAGAAACCACAACAAUUGACCCCAUCUGUAUCUAUCUUGCCUAGCUCUUAUGAGAGCAUCAGUGAAAAGCUAGACCGCCCAAGUCCCGUAUCUGUUCUUGAACCUUGCUUCUCAGACGGUACUGUCAGUCCUGCAAGCAUGAUGGUUGAACAAACUGAGUUGCCGAUACAACCUCAAGAGUUACAUUUUGAAGAACAUGAUAUUUCGUCCGUGGUUCUAACAUCAUCUAAUUCUGAAGUCAACCAAAGAUUUCAUUUGGAUGACAAAGAAGCAAGGUUUGAAUACAUAAAAACUGUUUUGGAAAUCUCGGGCUUAAGCAUGGAUGAACUUUUGAAGGGAUGGAAUCUGAAUGAUCAAUUUCUUGAACCAUCUUUGUUUGAUGAAGUGGGAACCUCAUACGGUCAAUUACAAAACAAUCCAAAGCUUCUCUUUGAUUGCAUUAACGAAGUUCUCAUGGAGAUGCAGGAGAGAUUUUUCAGAUUCAACCCAUGGGUAUCUUUUAUCAAGCCUAAUGUUCGGCCAGUCCCAGUAGAUGGGGACUUUAUUCAAGAAGUGAGCAAAGGCAUUGAUUGGCAUCUCUGCAUGCAGUUUCCGAGCACAGUAGAUCAGAUAGUGCGGAAAAACUUGGAUUCUGGAACUUGGAUAAACCUCCGGUUUGAAACUGAAGACAUUUGGAUUGAGAUUGAAUAUACCCUCUUAGAUGAUUUACUGGAAGAAACUGCAUAUGAAUUCUGGUUUGAACCUUAAGCUUGCUAAGGGGCUUGCAUUUUUUAGAAUUGAAGAUAAACGAGCAAGUGCAUCACAGCUAAUACGAUACAAAUAAAGUUUUUUUUUUCCUGCUGAACAUCAUUUACUUCUGUGAUCUGGGAAAAGAAGGGGAGGGAAAUAGUUUUGCCUUUUUAGUGAAGUAUGGUUGUGGAUUUGGUAGGCUAAAUAGGAUUAUUUUUCUCAUUUCUUGUAUGUUAUCUACUGUAUCAGUCACAGGUAUGAUGCAAGAAAAUAUCCAAGUUUAACAUUUACUGCUAAUUCAAGGUUUAUUUUUAACUUGUGGAGAUGAAUGGAGUUUGUAGUAUAUGUAAGUUUUCAUCACUUGUACUGCUGCAAAUAACCUGGAAAUGUAGCCAUCAGCUGACGUCUUCUAUUUAUACAGUGGUUUAUUAGAAGUUCUACAAUGCUGUGAUAGCUUUCAGUGGCAAAUUGGUGAUGGGCAGGCAAUCAGAGUACAAGAGAAUCCUUGGAUUACUUGUCUACCCUUUAAACAACGGCCUGCAUUUCUCAAUAUGUCCACCAUGCUGAUAAUUUAACUGUAUCAAAUCUUAUUGAUAGUUCUGGAAAAUGGGAAGUCAACCUUCUGCUUGAGUUUCUAUCUGUGGAGUUGGUACACAGAGUUUUGUCUCUUCCAAUUCCAAGACAUGCUUCUGAAGACGCACUGGUGUGGAGCAGAACUGGGAGUUCUAAAUUACAGGCUCAUGAUAUUUACAACUCCAUGAGCAUAAUAGAUCAGGCUCCAAUGAUUUAAAAUUCUCUUGCUUAUGGAAGUUAAGUGCUACUCCUGGAGUUAAGCUAUUCCAGUGGAAGAUCAUGUGGUAUCGGCUUCCAUGUAAGUUUCCAGUUGCUCCAAGAAAUUUGAUUAAUUUAGUUCUGGUCACUUUUGAUAUUUGCCAUGAUAAAAUUGAGGAUAUUGAGCAUGUUUUGAUUAGCUGCCUGUUUGCUAUGGAUACUUGGAAGCAUUUAUCCACGAAAUAUAGAUACCUAAUUUUCCUA